GCCGCCGUGGCCGCGAUGCGCUGCGGGUUUGCGAGGGCGCUUGUGCCGUACUACCCGGUGGCCGGUCGCAUCACCCCGUCCGGCCUAGCGGUGGACUGCACUGGUGAGGGCGUCUGGUUCGUGGAGGCCGCCGCGAGCUGCGCGCUCGCCGACGUGGACGGCCUUGAGUCCUUCCCUCUGCCCAUCCCCGGGGAGCUCCUCCUCCCGCGCCCUCCCCCAGGCGAGAAGCUCGACGGCCUCAUUCUCAUGGCUCAGGCGACGAGGUUCACCUGCGGUGGGUUCGCCGUUGGGAUCACCUUCAGCCACACCGUGUUUGACGGGUACGGCGCGGCGCGGUUCCUGACGGCUGUGGGGGAGCUAGCGCGGGGGCUCCCAGCGCCGUCGGUGGCUCCGGUGUGGGACCGCCACUUGAUCCCUGACCCGCCCAGCCCGCCGCCCCCGUUUUUCGCGGUCGUCACGGAGUUCAGCCGGCUCGUGACCCAGGUGGCGGACAUCUCGGCGGAGAGCAUCCAGCGCGUCAAGAAAGAGUUCAAGCAGGCUGCGGGGGAGGGCUGCUCCACCUUCGACGCGGUGGCAGCCGUCGUGUUUAAGUGCCGCGCGCUGGCACUGGCGGGGGCGCUCCCGGACGUCGCCGAUGUCCGGGUCAGCUUCCCUGCCGGCACGCGACACCUCCUCCGCGACGUGCUGCCGGAAGUGGACGGGUACUACGGCAACUGCGUGUACCUGGGGUGCGUCGGUAGGACCAGCAGAGCCGCCCGGGAGUCGGCAAUGGCGGAGUUGGUCGGCGCAGUACGGGAGGCGAAGGAGGCCGUCGCUGCGGGGUUCGCGGACUGGAGACGCGGCGUCUAUCGCUACGACGUGCCGCUGGACUACAGCACGGCCAUUCUGUCGGACGCGAGCCGCCUCGGGUUCGACGAGGUGGACUACGGCUUCGGCAUGCCCGGCUUCUAUACGUACCCGCACGACGACAAGGCCAACUUCGCCGCGACGCUCCUAGUCGUCAGGCCGCCGGCGCCCAGGCGCGGGGGCGUCCGGGUGCUGAUCCGCUGCGUCGAGGAGCCGCACGCCGCCAUCUUCGCUGCCGAGCUCGCCAAGUUUGCCUAGAGGCAAUGCAUAUGCAUGCAUCGUUCGUGGGCAUCUCCAUGUUCAUGUGAGAUCAGUUUCGAAAAGAAAUGUUCAUUUGAGAUGAGAGUCUGAGAGGAGACGUCACAAAUUGGAAGUUGUCUGAAUGAGUGA
Molecule: messenger RNA, 1236 nt
Organism: Lolium rigidum
Lineage: Eukaryota; Viridiplantae; Streptophyta; Magnoliopsida; Poales; Poaceae
Product: acyl transferase 5-like
Exons: 1
Coding region: 16-1104 (362 amino acids)
Source: RefSeq, a predicted model, not a curated record